Molecule: messenger RNA, 1110 nt
Organism: Ceraceosorus guamensis
Lineage: Eukaryota; Fungi; Basidiomycota; Exobasidiomycetes; Ceraceosorales; Ceraceosoraceae
Product: mitochondrial genome maintenance MGM101
Exons: 4
Coding region: 237-1028 (263 amino acids)
Biological process (GO): recombinational repair; interstrand cross-link repair
Cellular component (GO): mitochondrial chromosome; mitochondrial nucleoid
Molecular function (GO): single-stranded DNA binding
Source: RefSeq, a predicted model, not a curated record
CUCAUGCGACCAUCAAGCAUUCACGCACACCACACCAAUCUCUUGAUCGAAAGCAUUCCUUAUCGAUCGCUCUUCUCAUCGCCUAUAGGUGCAUCACCGGCUCAUCCUCGUCAUUCGCGCCCGGCACUCAGCCACCUAGGAACACUCGCCACAGCUACAAAUAGAGCACAUUGCUCCUUCUCAUCGCUUCGCAGCCUGCAUUUGUACACGGCAUGAUGGGCACACACACUCACACGAUGGCACUUCGCAGCUUUCGAGGUCUUCUGACUCCCAGCUCCGCCUCUGCGCGCGUUGCGACUCCGAUCGCCUCGGUCUCGCGCAGACACGCAACUACCAAGGCAGCACCAGCUCGGCCCUCCGCCUCAGCAGCUUCAACGCCCGCAGCAUCUUCGCCCAAUUCUUCUACUCCUACUCCAGCCUCGACUUCCAACCCCGUCUCGUCUCACCAAGACUUGUCUGAAGCGACCAAUGGCGAGCCAGGAGGAACGACUCUGGGAGAGAAUUGGGCAACCAGUUUUGCGGGCAUGAGCGUUCAACCUUUCGAUUCGAGGAUCGCGGAUGUGCUGGAAGCGCCCAUCAAGGAGGAAGACGUGGAGAUUAAGCCGGAUGGAUUGCUCUAUCUUCCCGAGAUCAAGUACAGACGCGUUCUCAACAGAGCCUUUGGACCUGGCGGGUGGGGAUUGGCACCUCGAGGAGAGACCAAUGUGGGCGCAAAGAUCGUCAGCAGGGAGUGGGCGUUGGUGUGCCUCGGACGCUUCGUUGCCACAGCUCGCGGCGAGCAGGAAUACUUCGACCCUUCGGGAGUAGCUACAGCUUCGGAAGCCGCCAAGUCGAACGCUCUGGUCAGGUGCUGCAAGGACCUGGGCAUCGCGCACGAACUUUGGACUCCGCGAUGGAUCGAUAACUUCAAGAGCAAGCAUUGCGUUGAGGUCUGGGCAGAGAAUGCUACGACCGGUAGAAAGCGCAAGCUCUGGCGCAGAAAGGACGCGUCUCCAUUCCAGUACCCUAACAAGGAGGUCAGGAGCUGACCGCAGCGAUAGAAAAUUGCCACCUUUGCUGCUGUGUAUUUCUUCUACGGGGCGUCUCCAAUGCUAUGCCGCGUGACUAGCA